This is a messenger RNA of Cinclus cinclus, 2571 nucleotides long. It is a transcript of the gene SLC39A6, whose product is annotated as solute carrier family 39 member 6. The transcript is spliced from 10 exons. Gene Ontology annotation, biological process: zinc ion import across plasma membrane; intracellular zinc ion homeostasis. Gene Ontology annotation, molecular function: zinc ion transmembrane transporter activity. Bases 412 to 2571 code for a protein of 719 amino acids. NCBI's taxonomy places the organism in Eukaryota, Metazoa, Chordata, Aves, Passeriformes, Cinclidae. The record is from RefSeq and is a predicted model, not a curated record. Gene Ontology annotation, cellular component: membrane.
UCUUUUAAGCACGAGCAAACUCGAACCUAGAACUUAGCUGGUACACCCUUGAGGGCUCUCUGGCUGUAGCCAGUAUUAGCAGUGACUCAGGCAAAGCUAAACAAAGGCAAGCUGGCACCUGGGGAGGUGUUCAUUGCCAGUGACCUCAUUGUGAUAUUCAGCUUCUUUUGCUCGAGGCAACACAUCUGGGAGAAUUGCUGAAUGUGUAAGAAAUUUAAAUGUCUCUUUCUGCAGUUGAUACUUCGAGCAGGGUUUGGUUUUGUUUAUUGUGUUUUUUUUGGUUUUUUUUUUUUUUUUUUGUUUAAGCAAAUGAUGAUUGUGUGUUACAGAGUACAAUGAGAUUGGUUUUGUGCAAACUAUUUAAAUUUUCCUCUUUUUCCAGAUUAUUUUCACUACUGAAAAGGAACUGCAAUGGAGAGUACGGUAUCAGUUAUUUUCCUUGUAUCAUUUUCCAUACUGCUGUGUGAAAGUUACCAUCAUGGAGUGGAGAUGGCUACUGUUGUGCAUACAUCGGAGAGAGCUUUUCCAGAAAAGACAGUGGGUGUUAAUACUGACUUAGCAGGACUAAUACAGAAGUUGCACCUUCAAGAACUUUUUAAUCGUUAUGGAGAAAACAACUCUCUGUCAAUUGAUGGGUUUAGAAAACUGCUACAGAACAUAGGUAUAGAUAAAAUGAAAAGAAUUAAAAUAAGUCACCAUCAUGACCAUGACCAUGAUCAUCACUCUCAUCAUAAUCAUGUUUCAUUGAGUAAAAGCUCUGAGAAGACUGCAUGUCCGAACCAUGAAUCUGAUGCUAGCAAAGACCACAGGAACGGCCACGCAAAGGAGCCUCAUAAAGCCGAGAGCGUGGAACGGCAGCAGAACUUCGUGCGCAGCAAGAGCACGGCUCACGAGAUCACGGCGUCCGUCAUCACCGCUUCCGCAGGCGGCCACGCCGAGCUCCAGAACGCGCAGCCUGGAGAAGUCAAGACGGUUGUUCGUGUGGCUGUGGCUGGCCCUGGUGCUGUUAAUGUCACCGGGGGCCGCAAUGCCACCUGGCUUGGUGCCACAAAGGUGAACGAAUCUCACGCUUCUCCAAAGGAGCUGGAGAGAGGGAGCUACCUCUAUUCUAAACUGAAAAAACAAAACACUCAAGAGUGCUCCAAUGCAUCCAAACUGAUGCAGUCGCAUGGAAUAGGCACUCAAGUAUUGUUGACUGCUACAGAAUUUAGUUAUCUCUGUCCAGCUCUUAUUAAUCAGAUUGAUGGCAAAUACUGCAUAGUCCAUGCUACUAGUGAAAAAGCUGAAACUCCUCCAAAAAGUUACUCUCUGCAAAUAGCUUGGAUUGGUGGCUUUAUAUCCAUCUCUGUCAUCAGCUUUCUUUCCUUGCUGGGUGUUAUAUUGGUACCACUAAUGAAUCGAGUAUUUUUCAAAUUUCUUCUGAGUUUUCUUGUGGCAUUGGCUGUGGGGACCUUGAGUGGAGAUGCCUUCUUACACCUCCUCCCACAUUCUCAUGGAAACCAUCACCAUCACCAUGAAAAGCCUCUGCUUGAUCAAAAAGGCUCUAUGUACAAACAUCUUGUUUUUCAAAGUACAGAGGAGAGUGCUUACCUGGAUUCUACGUGGAAAGGGCUUACGGCACUUGGAGGCUUGUACUUCAUGUUUCUAGUGGAGCAUUUGAUCACUUUAAUAAAGCAGUUUAAAGACAAGAAGAAAAAGAAAAAAAAUGAAGAUGAUGGAGAAAGUAAGAAGUUUUCAGCAAAUGAAGAAAAGCUGGAUACGGAUGAUCGGCCUGAGGGCUAUUUAGGGGUAGACUCUCAAGAUCCAUCAACCUUCAUUUCUCAGCAGCCAACUGUGCAAGAGGAAGAAGAAGUGAUGAUAGCUCAUUCUCAUCAAGAGGAGGUUGACAAUGAAUAUGUGUCCAGGGGCUGUAGAAACAAAUGCCAUUCUCACCUGCACGAUACUCUAGGACAGACAGAUCAUCUAAGUCACCAUCACCAUGACUACCAUCACAUUCUGCACCACCAUCAUCACCAGAACCAUCAUCCCCACAGUCACAGUCAGCGCUACUCACGGGAAGAACUGAAGGACGCAGGGAUAGCGACUCUGGCGUGGAUGGUGAUCAUGGGAGAUGGACUACACAAUUUUAGUGAUGGACUGGCAAUAGGAGCAGCCUUUACUGAAGGGUUUUCUAGUGGUUUAAGCACUUCUGUGGCUGUAUUUUGCCAUGAAUUACCUCAUGAGCUAGGAGAUUUUGCUGUCCUUCUAAAAGCUGGUAUGACUGUCAAGCAAGCUGUGCUUUACAACGCUCUGUCAGCUAUGCUGGCCUAUCUUGGUAUGGCAACUGGAAUCCUUAUUGGCCAUUAUGCAGACAAUGUUUCAAUGUGGAUAUUUGCACUUACUGCUGGCUUGUUCAUGUAUGUGGCUCUUGUGGAUAUGGUACCUGAAAUGCUCCACAAUGAUGCCAGUGACCAUGGAUGUAGCCGGUGGGGAUACUUCCUGUUGCAGAAUGCUGGGAUUCUCCUGGGUUUUGGGAUAAUGCUGCUUAUCUCAGUAUUUGAACAUAAGAUUGUAUUCAGCAUAAACUUGUAA